Pedinophyceae sp. YPF-701 is the source of this 387-nucleotide messenger RNA. The record is from the annotation of a GenBank genome assembly. Lineage: Eukaryota; Viridiplantae; Chlorophyta; Pedinophyceae.
AUGGUGGACCAGAACGUCGUCGACGAGGCGGUCAAGAAGCUCAACUCCCACAAGGGCGUCGUCGGCACCAUCAUCUGCAACGGCGAGGGCAUCCCGAUCCGCAGCUCCAUGGGCCAGGAGGACACCGUGCAGUACACGGGGCUCAUGACGACGCUCGUGCUCAAGGCGCGGCGGCUGAUACGGACGCUCCCGGUCGCGCGGAGGCCCGCGGAGGAGGACGACCUGGGCAUCGAGCACGACCACGACCACCACGCGGCGCAGGAGGAGCAGGAGCUGGAGGUCAUUCGGCUGCGCAGCGAGAAGCACGAGGUGAUCAUCACGCCGGAGUUCAACUCGAAGAAGAUGGACUUCAUCCUCAUCGUCGUGCAGGACCCGUCCGUCGUCUGA